AUGGGGAAGAGAAGGAGACCAAGAAAUGAUGAAGCACAAAAAGGUUCAAGUGUUGAAGGAGCCACCCCUUUUCAAGAAUCUCAACAGCAAGAAGCAGUGGCUUCUGGAAGGAGUGGAAGAGUGUUGAGGAUGAAACAAGAACCCCAACAAGCUCUUCUAUUGUCACCUCCAAGUGAUAGGGCUAAAAUCGCAAGACCUGUUCAAAAAAAUUCUGAACUGCGGAAGUUAGAGAAUGGAUAUAAGACAUGUUGUUUGUUACGGGAUAAAGGUUUCAGGGGAUAUGCUCUUUCUUAUAGGCAGCAUGAUUCUCUGAACUAUUCUGUAGUGUACAGAAGCCUACAUGUUCUGUUUGUUCAGGGUUUUGCACCAUCGGAUGCUUCACCUUCCCAUCCCAGGUAUCAAACUCGCAAGUCUUUGAGGGCAAUCCUUGGUCGGUGUGAGUCUAUUACUACAACACCAAGGUCUCCAAUUCGACAUGUUAAGGCGUCAUAUCCUUCAUGUGCUACUUCUGACUUACCUGCUCAUCUUACUACUGGAAUUUCUAAAGCAAUAAAAGAAACGCUUGAUGACUUUGUGCCCGCAGAACUUGAACAUCAAUCUAUUCUAACUAACUGUGGUGUCUUGGGUGUGGAAAAUCAGAAACAAGGGCAACACGCUCAAACACCACCUUUGCCUGAAGUUGUAGUUAAGAACAAUGCAACAGUUAGUAAGGCUGAUGUGGUGUUAAAUGCUAAAGCCACAGAAGCGGAAACCAGAAGUAACCAGAGUGGUGUGCUUCCGACAAAAUCCAUGAGUCUUAAUCUCACAAGGAUAGCUGCACUAAUGAAUGAUUAUCCUUCUGAUGCUGAUGAGGUUGAAUCAAGACCUGGUCACAUGUCAGUCAUGAUGGAUAAGUAUAGAGUUAAGGAGGAAGCAGCACCUGUCCUCCAGAAGAUCUUCCUUAAAUAUGGAGAUAUUGCAAUGAAUAGCUCUUUCUCUUCUGUGAAUUUCUCUUCAUCACUCUUGGAGUUUGUUUGCGACAUCUGUAAGAAAUUGGAGGAAACAGAUUUCUUAAGUAUAACUUCCAAGGAGAUUCAGUCCAUGCUUGCUGAAGCUAGAGAUCUUGAGGCUGCCAAAAUAGAUGUUGGGUGGCUCAGUCGAAGGUUAAAUGAUAUCUCUCAGGCCAAGCAACUUCUACAGGACAGCUUCAAACUGAAAGAGGCAAAAACCAGGAACCUUGUAGUGAUGGAGACAAACAAGAAAGAACUGGAAGAAUUGAAGGAAGAGUUGGCUGCUUGCAUUGCAACAUGCCGCGUUUUGCAACAAAGAAUCCACAAUAAAGAGGAUGAGUUUGGCAUUGCACGUUCUCAGAACGAAAAAAUCACGCAGAACUUUGCAGCUUUGAAGUCCAAGGUGAACAGUUUCCUGAAGAAGUCCUUGGUCCAUGACCUUCUCUGAGCAGCCUGGUGUUUGUAGUUGUUCUGUCCUGGAUAGGACCAUAUGAAUGAUCUUUUUCACUAAUUUUUAAUCCCUAACUAGUUCUGUUAUCCCAUAAUAUACAAAUUGUUAUGUUCAACCAUUGAGUCAUUGACCCCUAACUGCAUAUGAGUUGCAGAAGAACUGAAACAGAAUCAGAUAGACUAGUUUUAUUUGCUAUUGCGGAAUGGAAUGAGCAGAGAUGUAGAAACUUUAUUAGCAUUUUCAUUGCAAUUCAAUUAAGAGAA
Solanum tuberosum (potato) is the source of this 1703-nucleotide messenger RNA. RefSeq lists its product as uncharacterized. The transcript has 6 exons. NCBI's taxonomy places the organism in Eukaryota, Viridiplantae, Streptophyta, Magnoliopsida, Solanales, Solanaceae. The record is from RefSeq and is a predicted model, not a curated record. Bases 1 to 1437 code for a protein of 478 amino acids.